AUGCUCGGAAUUUUUGAGCUUUCGCUGCAGGUACUGAACUCGUUCAAUCCAGCAAAAUAUGGUCCUACGCAAACUGGCGAUGCACCAUGGCUCGCUCAGACGAAUGCAGCUCCGUUUGCUGGCGUUUCGUACAUACCAAAUACGCCCCUUGAGACUCAGAUACCAAUCGCUGGUAAUGUCAACAACACCAACAUCUUCCAGCGCCUGGCUAUAUUGAGCCCAUAUUUCCCCAAUCCUCGUGGCUUCGGUGUCAACGAGUAUUCCGUUCCAUUCGGAUCGAAUGUGACGUGGUUGAACAUGGUCCAUCGUCAUGGCAGUCGCUAUCCUGAGGUCAGCGGAGACGCAGCUGAACGUACUCUUGGCCUGAAGCUUGCGGCAGCUGAAGGAAAGUUUGCAGGCCAUGGCCCUCUCUCCUUUCUCAACGACUGGAAAUUUAUGCUCGGCGCUGAGAUUCUGGUCCCCAAUGGAAAAGCGGAACUUUUCCAGUCAGGAACCUUGCACUACUAUCAGUAUGGCCACUUGUACCCAAACAAUGGCAGUAAGAUCAUAGUCCGCAGCACAACCCAGCGCCGUAUGUACGAGUCAGCUGAGUACUUCCUUGCUGGCUUCUUCGGUUUGAGUUGGACGCAGAAUGCAACAUUGGAGCUAGCGAUAGAGUGGCCGGGUUUCAACAAUACCUUGGCGGGAUACAAACAAUGCAACCAUACAGGCUGGCUGACGGCUAGAGAAGGCGACCUCGACUGGACUCUUAGCGAUACAUAUAACGCCCAAGCUCUUUGUGCAUAUGAGACCGUUGGGCUCGGUUUCUCUCAUUUCUGCGGUCUGUUUACCUACGAAGAAUGGGAGGGUUACGAAUACGCACUUGACAUCGCAUUCUCUGCUGGUACAGCCUUUGGUUCACCCGUCGGACGAGCAAUUGGCGUUGGUUACGUACAGGAAGUAUUGGCCCGUAUGCAACACCAUGUUAUUACUGACCCUGCUGCUCAAAUCAACACCACGCUCGAUAACAACACUGUCACAUUUCCAGUGGAUCAAAACAUCAAUCUAGAUUUUAGCCAUGAUGCGAACAUCAUCAGCAUUCUAGCCGCGUUUGGUUUGACGCAAUUUGCAGAUUAUCUGCCCACCUCCCACAUCAAGAAGGACAGAGAAUUUGUUAUGUCUUAUUUAGAGCCUUUUGCUGGAAGGCUAGACAUUGAGCUCAUAAAGACGCCCACACCGGUCAAUCCAGAUAGAUCCGCCAAAAAGAUCUACCUCGAUGGCGAACCAACAACUUACGUUCACUUCAUCCUCAAUCAACGACUGCGGGAACAGGGACGACGCGGUGUGUGCGAGAUGUCAAUAUUCCUCAGGGUCAUGGAGAAGGAGAUUGAAAAGGCUGAUUACGACUAUGCAUGCUUCGGAGACUACGACCUACCUGCGUACGGCGAAAUCAAAGAUGGUCGUCCGAUCAGGUAG
Messenger RNA from Parastagonospora nodorum SN15, 1455 nucleotides. RefSeq lists its product as hypothetical. Lineage: Eukaryota; Fungi; Ascomycota; Dothideomycetes; Pleosporales; Phaeosphaeriaceae. The transcript has 6 exons. The coding region runs from base 1 to 1455 and encodes 484 amino acids. Gene Ontology annotation, molecular function: acid phosphatase activity. The record is from RefSeq and is a predicted model, not a curated record.